UUGAAUAAUUCGUUUCAAGGUGAUAGGAAAGAAGCGUUGGAGUAUGCAUCGCUUUUCCGACAGACAGCGCAGCAGAGCGGCAGCCAUUCACAGAUCCAACUUUCAUUGCAUGUUACUGGAUGGGUAUACGAGAAAUUGAACAUGCAGCAGUCACACAAUACAGCUGAUCUCGAGGAGGCACUAUCAUGGUGUUUGAAGAGCGUAGACUACAUCAAGAAAUUCGGGCACAGAAUCGACACUGAUAAAAAAGCCGUCAGAGUGGGUGGCGAUUCUGCCAGGAGAAAAGCAGGUCUGGAACGGCUGUGUUCAGGCCUUUGUGCGAAUCUGCAACGUAAAAGUGAAGCCGAAAAAUAUUGGAAUUCUGCAUAUUCGUACGCGAAAAGAACUCACGACGCAGAUUUGGAGUAUCAACUUUUACUUGCUCGAAUAGAUUUUUCUUGGGAAUCGCCGGUUAAUAAUGCUCAAAGGCUUGUUAAUUUUGCUCCUACAAAAAAGAAAGGUUAUGCUCUAAUGGAGCUGGCUCAGGUCCUGAUGUAUGCUGGAGAUUUUCUAAACGCACAAAACGCUUUGUUCGAGUGUCUCCUUCAUCACAGAUCAUCGCUCAUGGCCGAUGAUGCUGAUUUACUCAACGCUCGCGUAGUAUUUUUAUACAAGUAUUUUUAUCGACUCGAUCGCUCCAAGAGUUCUGAUUGCGAUCGCAGAGAGCGGCGACGUAUGUACGAGCUUAUAGCAGAUUCCUUCUGUUCCUAUGGGGGCGAGAGAAGAGAAAUAUUCGAGCAUGCAUUGAAAUUCUACAAAAUGAUGUUUCACCUGUCAGACAAGGAAAAGUUCAGUGCUGCCAUCUCAGUAGCGCAAACUUUGAUGGAUUUAGAGGACUUUGACGAAGCUUUGGAAUGGUUUGAGAAAGCGUUAUGUUUUGAAAAGAAAUUGGGAAGGUCCGAAAUCAAACUAUGUGAAACCCGGGCACUAAUCUUCAAAGCGAAAGCUUCCCGUAAAAAUACAGCGAAGACAUCACUUAUGGGAGAAUUUGACGCGUUAAAUUCUGAUAUACCGGAUGAAUGCCCUUCUCUCAAGGCUACGAUCUACGAAGCGAUGGGACGCUACCUCGCGUCGCAAAGAGACGAGAAUGCCGCCGUAUAUCUUGCGCGAGCCAAACAACUUGGAAGUGAAGCGGAUAUCGAAGAAAGCGGGGAAGAUGACGACGAAGAAGAUAUCGACGACGAUUUAGAAUCGAGGCCCGACAAAGCAAUUCUGUCGGAAUGCAUGGAGAUGGCUCGUUUACGCAACAGCGAUCGAGAAAUCGAGAAAGACCGUGACAAGGAGAAAAACGCUCAUGGAGAAACUCGUCUGCACAUUGCUGCUCGAAGUAAUGACUCGGCAAUGGUGGACAAACUUAUUGCAGCGGGUUACGAUGUGAACAAGCGUGAUUAUGGCGGCUGGACUCCAAUAAGUGAAGCGGUUUCUGCUGGAAUGCGAGACAAUGUGAGAGCGUUGCUCAAAGCAGGCGCUAAGGUUGAUCCUGUUAGCACAGAAGUGCUCAAUGACGACGAAAACUCGACUGGAGGCGGUAUAACUCCUUUGAUGGAGGCAUGCGACAAGGGUUUUAUCGAAAUCAUCAAAGAUUUGCUGAGAUGUGGAGCAUCGGUCGUCAAAAAGAAUGCCGAUGGUUGGACCGCUGUUGAUUUCUUGAGAAAUUUCAUUGUCAGCUGUGACAGUGAAGAUGAUAAAUACCUGAAGGAAUUGAUUUCUCUAGCUGAGUCCAUGGAAGAACAACAGCGAAAACAGUCGUUCCCUGUUCGUGGUUGUGCGCCAAUACGGCAAAAGACAUCGAGAACAAGGCCGGUGACGAAGUCAUCGCAACCGAAGUCGCGUGCUACAGAUGAAACUAUCGAUUUGACAAGUUACAAGCGCGUGAUGGGUGGACUUGGAGCUCAGUCGAAGAAAAGCGCAAGAACGCCUCGAUUGCAUAACGAAGAAUCCCUGUUUUAUGAAGAAGAUGAAGUUUCGUUCAAUCCAUCGUUUGAUGAUGAGAUAGUUCUCCCUAGUGAUUGUGAAGACGUGGAGAGAAGCGUUGGUAGAUAUUCGAUGAGCAGACGCAGUUUUUCUCCCUUGCCAACAGCCGCUUCGACUGCAUCCUCACCGUUGAAGGAAAGAAGAAAUGAGAGUUUUUCUGCUGUCAAUUCUUUCGAUGGCGAUUUCCUGGUAAACGAUCUGGAGGAGAAGAGACGACGGAAAAGGAAAAGUUGCAACUCGUCCAGUAUUUCCACUGAGAGAGCUAAGCGACCAUCAAGAGUUGCAGAGUAUAAGUCUACCUCUCGUACACAAGUUCCUUCGCCCGCCUACGAGAUAUCUCCG
Messenger RNA from Cooperia oncophora, 2355 nucleotides. The record is from the annotation of a GenBank genome assembly. NCBI's taxonomy places the organism in Eukaryota, Metazoa, Nematoda, Chromadorea, Rhabditida, Trichostrongylidae.